GUCUUCUUGGAGCUCCAAGUGGAACAGUGGAAGGGAUCGAGAUUUAGGAAUACCCGAUUAUGUAGGAUCGGAUUUUCGGCGAGAAGUAGGAAUGGAAGCGAUCGCUGAUAGCGACGUCGGUGCCGUGGCGAAUUGUUCGAAUGCGACGCGAUAAAAGCCGCUGCGAGUGUUCUUGUUUACGCGAAGAAGCCGCUAUUAAAAAGCUCAUCGAUUAGUGCACGGUGCAAAUGCGACUGUUUUCGCGUUGUUGUAUACGCGAGUGGAAGAAGGGCAGAUCGCUAACUGUAAACACGGACGUUCCCUUUGCCGUGUCGGGCCGGAUUCGUGAGCGUUUCUGCCGCUGAUUUCCUCCGAUAAAUAAGUAAUGGAUGGUACGAUGGAGCGAGAAACGGGAGCUUUAGGCGGCUUGUUCCAGCAAAUCAUCCAAGACAUGAAGAAUGGCAUGCCUUUGUGGGAGGAUUUUAUUACCAAAGCUACGAAACUUCAUUCUUCGCUCAAAGCCACUAUUUUGGCCGUUACGGCUUAUCUGGAUUCCUUUCAAAAAAUUGCGGAUUCGGCCACGAACACCAGAGGAGCGACCAGAGAUAUUGGAACUGCUCUCACGAGGAUUUGCUUGAGACAUAAAGCUGUUGAAAAUAGACUGAAAAAUUUUACUUGCGUGAUCAUGGAAUGUCUCAUCUUGCCGCUCCAAGAGAAACUGGAGGAAUGGAAGAAAAUCGUCAUUAAUUUAGACAAAGAUCACGCCAGAGAUUACAAACGAGCCAGAGCGGAACUGAAGAAACGAUCGACCGAUACGCUACGGCUGCAGAAGAAACUGAAGAAAGGCGUCGGCGGGGACGUGCAGAAGAGAUUCGAAUGCGGCUUACAGGACGUCACCGAGCGACGACAGCUCCUCGAAGAGACCGAAAAGCACGCUCUAAGGGCCGCCUUGGUCGAAGAAAGGACCAGAUUUUGCUCCUUCGUCGGAUUACUCAAACCCGUCGUUGACGAAGAAAUAGCCAUGCUGUCGGAGAUGGGCCAUCUGCAGGAAGCCGUGCAGCAGCUGGAGAAGCACACCAGCGAUCCGAAGACGCUGCCGCCCGCUUCCGAGCAGGUCAUCGCCGAUUUGAAGAGCUCGGACGGCGGCUGGUCGUUCCAGACGCCGCCGUCGUCGCCGUCGAGCCUCGGCUCGAGGAAGUCCUCGAUGUGCUCGAUCAGCUCGAUCAACAGCUCGUCGUCGGGCAGCUCGAAGAGCCACCACUCGCCCAGCCAUCCCUGGCAGAGAUCCCUCUCUCAACCUGUAGGUCGUAGUGGUACAAUGCGUGUUAGAUCUGUAUCGAGUCAAGAUUCCGGUUUUAUGUCGCAAGACACGCUUUUUCCGAGACCACCUUCGGCUUUUAGCUCCGUGCAGGUAUCGAAUAUGUCGGAGCACAGCAACAACAGCAGCAGUUCGAGCACGCCUUGUACGCCGUUUCCAGCCGGCGGCGCUCCGACGACGACGGCCACCUGGCCGAAUCUCCAGGAAACCAUCCAGUUCGAACGGGCCGCGUCGGCCAUUAUAAACGACCGGCCGCACACGAUAUCGUCAGCUUACGAGAAGGGCCACCAAAGGCCCCCGCUGACCGUGUACACAUUCCAAGCGCCCGAACAGACCAUCUCGCAGCCGGCCAGCCCGGUCAUUUCGACGCCCACCGACGCCACAUCGAAUAUUGUGCCUCCGAAAAGUCCCGCCUCUUCGAUCAAGUCGCUGUCGAAGCCUCCUUUGCCCGUGAGAUGCUCGUCUCUGGAAAGGCCGAGCGGUCCGAACGUGCCGGCCAAAACGAUCGCCCAGGGCGUGAGGGUGCUGCCGCCCGGGGCGGAAUUGUCCGUUCUGAAGAAACCCUCCCCAUUGCCCAGCCACUUGUCCAAGAGCCUGCCGCAGCCGACGUACGCCAACAUGCACGAGCUCAUGGCGGCGGCGGCGGCGGCGGCCGGCAAAAACCAGGAGAAGACGUUCCCGCCUCCGCCGGUGGAGUUCACCAGCCCGCCCGAUAAGCCGAACGAGGGCGAAAAAGAGAGCAGCACCAGCGAGAGUUCCUUGGAAUCUUCCAGCGGUUACGGGAGCCAAACUACUUUUACGACUGACGAUGUGCAUCAUUUCGAAAAUAUGGGCGCGGGUACGUUACGCGUGCUGAGACGAGGAUCGGUACAAAACCAGAAACCUCCGCCUCCCAUCAGGCGGACGUCGUCCAUAACGAACACGUCUUCCAUAGGUAGCUUGGAGAACCUGCCGCCUCCUCCCGCGUUUCUCCUCGAACCGAACGAACAAGCGAAAGUGGCGGGCAAAAGUAUCAAAGUCGCGGAAACGGUGAAAGCCCUAACGGAGCUCAACCACACGCCGGCCAGUCCCAACACCGUCAGGCGCAUGUCGACGUCUUCCCAGAACCUCUACCAAACGUCCCAGAAUGUCCACCAGCAGCCGAGCCAGUACCAAACGUCCCACGCGCAAUACAGCCAAGGCCAGACGUUCAGCACGUUCCAGAGCCAAUCGAAGGUGUCCUACGUCUCCCAAUCGGGCGGCGUGGUAUACGCCCAGCCCGUGCAGGUCAUCGGCGGCAGCCCGAACGCCAUGAGGCGCAUCCACAAUUUGAGAUCCCAAAGCGCCGAUCGGAAAUCAGACGGUCCCGGAGGCGUCAGUUCGAAUUUCAUAGCAUCGCUCAGCGCGAAACUGACGCCGAAUCUGAGCCCGAAGUCCACUCGAAGGUUGUCCGAGGACCGGACGCCUACGAAUUCCCCGAUCAACAAGUAUCCCGGCCAGAAGGCCGGGCCGGGUCAGAGUUUCCUGGAUUCGUUGAACGCGAAGCUGUCUCAACAGAGCGCCGUCAGUCCCCAGCCGGCGCAGCUCAAGACUAACAUCAUCAGGCAGAUAAUCAACAGCAAAGUGCAGCCUGAUCCCAAGGUGUGUCACGAAUCGUUAAUGGAUCAAAUUAAAAAGGGGGCGACUUUGAGACGGGCGAAAACGACGAACGACAGAUCGGCCCCUAAAAUCUGUUAAAUUCUGUUCUUUUACCGUCAUAUCAUUUUAUAUUUUGCGUUGCAUUUAUUUUAGGAUUAAUAAUAUGCUUUAAUCAGCUUUGUAUGGCCGAAAGGCCCUUCUGGUAUAUUAUUUUUAUAAAUACGAUUUAUUAUUUCGAAAAUGUCACUUCGUUGAUUAUUAUGGAGUCAUCGAUUCAUUUUUGACUAGUACAAUUCUAAUUUUCCUUUCGACGAAGUUCAAUUAAUGUUAAUUAAAUAGAAAUAACUUAGUAACGUCCAUUUUUUUACAUUAAAUUGACUGAAUUAUUUUUGUAAUCAUACUAGUGUAGUAGACAAAAAUAACAUUUAGAACUGAUGUUUUAUGUAAAACUAUAAUAAAAGUAACACAUUUUUAAUAGCAGUGAAACAGGAAUACUCUUCGAAUAUAUAAAAAAUUCAAAUUAUACGAGAUUGUUUAUUUGAAUUUUAGUACUUCUGUUUAUUAUACAGCAAUAAUUUGGUCCCUCUUUGAUUUGAAUAUAUUAUAUUUUUUAAGUACAUAUCAAUUUUUUAAUAAGAGUUUAUUCUUAUUUCAUUGCUGAUGCUGUUUUGCAUGUUUUUUUGUAAAUAAAUAAGUUUCAUGUAAACCAAUUCAGUAUAUUGUAUAUAACUAGUAGCGUUUUAAGAGAUUAAUAUAUAAAAGACAAGUAGUAUUGUAAAACUAGAGCACAACUUAUUUUUUUUAUAAUUUUGUU
This is a messenger RNA of Phyllotreta striolata, 3728 nucleotides long. NCBI's taxonomy places the organism in Eukaryota, Metazoa, Arthropoda, Insecta, Coleoptera, Chrysomelidae. The record is from the annotation of a GenBank genome assembly.